Messenger RNA from Rubroshorea leprosula, 3480 nucleotides. NCBI's taxonomy places the organism in Eukaryota, Viridiplantae, Streptophyta, Magnoliopsida, Malvales, Dipterocarpaceae. The record is from the annotation of a GenBank genome assembly.
GCUGCUUGCAUGAGCUAACGAUUUGAAGACUUGGUUGCUUUGAGCUUAAGGCAUGCAUGCACUCACACAGUUGCAUUGAGUCUUUCCAAUACGACAAAUUUUGAGCUUGGUUCUUGGAGGAGGAAAUUGUCUGCAAACAAUGGAUUUCCUGGAUCUGCUCAUAUUGGCAUUGAUAUGCCAAUUUCUAAAAGUUCUCCUUGUUACUGCUGUUGGCCUAUUGCUUGCAAUGGAUCGCGUCAAUCUCCUGGGGCCAGAUGCAAGAUGGUGUUUUAUGUGUUUGGGCCUGCGCUCAUAUCCAGCAACCUGGCUGAAACAAUUACUUGGGAAAGUUUGGGAACCUUGUGAGUUCAUGUCUGAGGGGAAUAUGGGAAUCCUGCUUCUGAUCAUUCUCCUUGAACUUUGUGAAGAGUCAAGUAGCCCAUUUGGAGAUUCUUCCACUUGUUCUACAAAUGCAGACGCCUCCCUUUCUCUUGCACUACUAGCAAUUUAUGUUUGGUCUUAUGUGUAUAUUAUGAUGCGCGUGUAUGCAAACAACGAAGGUAAUGGAAUUGACAAAGAUGAACGCCUAGUAGUAAUAACAACAUCUGGAGGAGACUCAGAAGAAUUUUUAGAGAGUUCCAGAGAAGCAUUACUUCCUUCAAAGGGUUUUGAGAGUAGAGAGAAGUGUUUAGAUCAAAUUGAACCACCUUCCCAUGCAAUUGAAAAGAGAGAGAAGGGAAAAGUUCUGAUCUUUCUGGGAAAGAUAAAGCAGCAUGUUAACAAGUUGACAAGCCAGAUCAAACUGAAGAUGCUAUUAGCCCCUAGAACAGUUGCAACGGUCCUUAUUGGUGACAAUGCUCCUUUAUGGGUCAUUUACAGCUCUACAACUUUGAUAGGGUCUCAGGGAUCUGGAGUAGGUGCACCCAUCAUAACAGGCAUUACAGCAAUCAAGUUCAUCAUCUUGCCUGCACUAGGAAUCAGCAUUGUUAAGGCUACAAUCCAUGUCGGGAUGGUGGGAUCAAAUUCAUUACUCCAGUUUACCUUAAUGUUCCAAUAUGUAGUUCCACCAGCAGUGAAUAUCGGUGAGCCUGGAGAUCACUUUUAUUGUAGCUUCUGUCUUUGCAUUGCUGCUGCCUUUUUUUCCCCAAGAACUCACUCUCAGUACUAUAUUUUUGUGGUAGGUACAAUUUCCCAGCUGCUUGGAGCUGGUCAGACCAUGAAGUAUUCAAUUGAGCUAUUCGAUGCCAAGAAUGACUUUGCUUUAUGGCAAAGCACGGUGAAAGAUGUCUUUACUUAUCAAGGACUUGACACAGCUUUAGAAGAGACCAAACCAGUUGAGAUGAAGGAUAGUGAUUGGAGUAAUAUCCAAAAGAAGGUAGCAAGUCAACUUCGGCUGGCGCUUGCACCGAAGAUGGUAGAAGGCACAAAUAUUCAUAAGCAUUUAUCUGAUUUCAACAUGAUGGUGACACAAGUACUGAAUGUCGGGAACAUUCUAGAAGAAGAGGAGAAGGCUUUGCUUUUACUUGCGUCCUUGCCAAAGUCUUACAAGUCCUUAGUGCAGAGUAUGCUAGUGGGUAAGACUACUUUGGUGAUGAAAGAUGUCACAUCCAUGUUGUUGGAGAAUGAUAAGUUUCUUGGGGAGGAUGAUGGUGCCAAUCAAACUAAUGCUUUGGGGGAGCUUGGUAAAAUAAUGAUGGCUAUUGGUGAGAAGGUGAAUAUUGAAGGCAUAGGAGAUGUUCGUCUCAAUGUUCACAAUGGAAGAGUCAAGAUUCUCAAGAAUCAAGAAUGGUGCAAGGUCUACAAUGGUGGAAGACUUGUUUUGCAUGGAAGGAAGAACAAGCACAACAUCUAUGUGCUUGAACAACAUCCUGAGAAAGGGCUCAACAAAACCAUGAGGAAGAUGGUGUGGAAGCCUAAAGGGAUCUUGGUAGAUGGCAAGGAAAUUAAUAAGACCAAGAAGAAGGUGAGCUUCAACAAUGAAGUGGUGUUUGAUGAUGAUUACAGGAACGCACUGACCAAGUCUUUGCUCUACUUUGAGGCUCAACGCUCCGGUAAGCUGCCUCCUAACCAUAGGGUUGAUUGGCGUGGAGAUUCCGGCCUCAAUGACGGCCAGGAUGUUAAUAUUGAUCUCACCGGAGGAUACUAUGAUGCUGGAGAUCAUGUGAAGUUCGGAUUCACGCUGGCCUUCACCAUAACAACGCUUUCUUGGAGCACCCUGGAGUUCCAGGACCAACUGACAAGGAAUAAAGAGUUUUCUAAUGCAUUGAGUGCCAUCAAAUGGGGCACGGACUACUUGAUCAAAGCACAUCCGCAACCCAACGUCUUGUACGGCCAAGUUGGUGAGGGUGACCCCGACCACGCUUGCUGGAUGAGACCGGAGCAGAUGACAACCCCAAGAACUUCCUACAAGAUUGAUGAACAACGCCCUGGUGCUGAUCUUGCUGCUGAAACUGCCGCUGCCUUUGCUGCUGCUUCCAUUGUUUUCCAAGGAACGGAUACUUCCUACUCUAAAGUGCUUCUAAACCACGCAAGACAGCUCUUUGAUUUCGCCCGAACUCAUCCCGGUCUUUAUCAAAACAGCAUAAAUGAUGCUGGAAAAUUCUACUCCAGCAGUGGAUAUGAGGAUGAAUUGUUGUGGGCUGCUGCAUGGCUUUAUCGUGCUACCAAUGGAAAACCCUACUUAGAUUUCCUGAACGCGGCAGGAAACACCGGUGGCACCAGGACCACCUUCUCCUGGGACGAUAAAUACGUCGGUGCGCAGGUGUUAGUUGCUAAGCUUGUAUUAGAAAAGAAGGUGCCUGAUUCAGGAGUCAUGGCUCAGUUCAAGAACCAGGCGGAGCAGUUCAUUUGUGCCUGCGCUCAAAAAGGUAACGGCAACGUGAAGAAGACACCGGGGGGUUUGUUGUGGUUCCUACCGUUCGACAACCUUCAAUACACCGCAACCGCUACUUUGGUCGCCUCGGCCUAUUCCAACUAUCUCUCCGCCGCCAAGUCCUCCAUUCAAUGCCCCGGCGGCAUUCUUCAAUCCCAAGACCUUGUUGAUUUGGCUCGAUCACAGGUGGAUUACAUAUUGGGGUCAAACCCAAAGAAGAUGAGCUACAUGGUUGGGUUUGGGAACAACUUCCCUGGACAAGUCCAUCACAGAGCAGCUUCCAUUGUUUCAAUCAAGAAGGACCCAACGCCUGUUUCCUGUAAAGAGGGCUUCGACAAGUGGUUCAACAAAAACGAGCCGAACCCAAAUGUAUUGGAAGGGGGGGUGGUGGGAGGCCCAGAUGCAAAUGAUGCGUUUACUGACUCUAGGGGUAAUUUCCAGCAAAGCGAACCCGCAACUGUCACUCCAGCUCCACUUGUUGGAGUCUUCGCUUUUCUUGCCAAGUGAAAAUAAUUAAUUAUACUACUGUAAGACGUAUUAUAUCUAUAUCUACAGGGGUGAAUCCUCUAACUAUCACUCUACAGAAUUCACAGUAAUAAUAAAUAAAUAAAUAAAAAAGAGUAAGAAUU